This is a messenger RNA of Cynocephalus volans (Philippine flying lemur), 767 nucleotides long. It is a transcript of the gene TESC, whose product is annotated as tescalcin. Lineage: Eukaryota; Metazoa; Chordata; Mammalia; Dermoptera; Cynocephalidae. The coding region runs from base 1 to 624 and encodes 207 amino acids. Gene Ontology annotation, molecular function: phosphatase inhibitor activity; calcium ion binding. Gene Ontology annotation, cellular component: cytoplasm; plasma membrane; nucleus. The transcript has 8 exons. The record is from RefSeq and is a predicted model, not a curated record. Gene Ontology annotation, biological process: regulation of cell adhesion mediated by integrin; positive regulation of sodium:proton antiporter activity; positive regulation of granulocyte differentiation.
AUGGACACCCUGGACGAAGGGAUGAUUCACACGGAGGUCUCAUCGGACCAGAUCGAGCAGCUCCACCGGAGAUUUAAGCAGCUGAGUGGAGACCAACCCACCAUUCGCAAGGAGAACUUCAACAAUGUCCCUGAUCUGGAGCUCAACCCGAUCCGAUCCAAAAUCAUCCGUGCCUUUUUCGACAACAGGAACCUGCGCAAGGGGCCCAGCGGCCUGGCCGACGAGAUCGACUUCGAGGACUUCCUGACCAUCAUGUCCUACUUCCGGCCCAUUGAUACCACCCUGGACGAGGAGCAGGUGGAGCUAUCCCGGAAAGAGAAGCUGAGAUUUCUGUUCCACAUGUAUGACUCGGACAGCGAUGGCCGCAUCACCCUGGAAGAAUAUCGAAAUGUGGUAGAGGAGCUGCUCUCAGGAAACCCACACAUUGAGAAGGAGUCAGCGCGUUCCAUCGCCGACGGGGCAAUGAUGGAGGCGGCCAGCAUGUGUGUGGGGCAGAUGGAGCCUGAUCAGGUCUACGAGGGGAUCACCUUUGACGACUUCCUGAAGAUCUGGCAGGGGAUCGACAUUGAGACCAAGAUGCACGUCCGCUUCCUUAACAUGGAAACCAUAGCCCUCUGCCACUGACCUGCUGUCCCUUCCACAGACAAACUGCCUUUUGCAGCGGGGCAGCUUCCCUGCAUGGCCUGGGGCAGCGAGGCUGGGGACGUCCUUUGUCCUUUCGCUAUGGCUCCUGUAAAUAACCAAAGCUCUUCCACCCAUCUCGCAUC